Gadus macrocephalus (Pacific cod) is the source of this 1657-nucleotide messenger RNA. It is a transcript of the gene atpaf2, whose product is annotated as ATP synthase mitochondrial F1 complex assembly factor 2. The record is from RefSeq and is a predicted model, not a curated record. Gene Ontology annotation, cellular component: mitochondrion. Bases 286 to 1155 code for a protein of 289 amino acids. The transcript is spliced from 8 exons. NCBI's taxonomy places the organism in Eukaryota, Metazoa, Chordata, Actinopteri, Gadiformes, Gadidae. Gene Ontology annotation, biological process: mitochondrial proton-transporting ATP synthase complex assembly.
CAUAAUAAGGAUUUAACCCCAAAUUGUGCGAAGAAGGAAGGUCAAACGCAUGGCGUUCAUUCAUGUCAGUAUACAGGACGUUGAGUUUGUGACACGAAUCUAGCAAAAAAGCAAUAAGCAGCACAUAAGAUUAGGCUUUUCUGUAAAUUCUUCACUUGCUGAGACAUUAUGGAUAUUAUGACAUCACAGGAAGAAGCUCGUAAUUUGUAGGUGGUCUCAUUUGUCGCAUCGGUUCUUCUGCGGUCCUUUUCUUUACACUUGACUAAAACAACAUUGACUGCAGUGAUGUUGAGGAGCAUUGUUAGACUUCAAUGUCAGCUGGGUAGUUCCCGAACCCUUCUCAAAUAUUGUUCAAGAGAUCCUGCCUCUAAUUUCUCAAUACAAAGCAAUGCAUACUCCAGUGCCAUGACGGAAAGGAGGAAAUUCUACAAAGAUGUCAGCAUAGCCCAAGGCGAAGGUGGCGUGUAUGAGGUUCAUCUGGACAGAAGGAAGUUAAAAACACCGGGAGGGAAGCUGUUCACCGUCCCCAACGAAUCUCUAGCCGUCGCAGUGGCAACGGAGUGGGAUGCUCAGAAGGAAACUCUUAAGUAUUACUCCAUGCAUUUGACCACUCUUUGCAACACAGCCAUCGACAAUCCCACUCAUCGAGACAAGCAGCAAAUGAUCACUGCUUCUCUCAAAUUUGUGGAGACUGAUACUGUCUGUUACAGAAUAGACGAUCCUCCAGCCUUGGUUGAGCUGCAGAAGAAUGAAUGGGAUCCUGUUCUGCACUGGAUUGAGAACAGGUACAAUGUGGAGAUCGGCUCUUCCUACAAUAUACUGGGACCUGAGAUCCCAGCGGCCACCAUAGACACGUUCCGGCAGCAUCUCAACUCCUACAACUUCUGGUCCCUCACAGGGCUGGAGUUCGUCAUCACCCAGCUGAAGUCUGUAGUGCUCUCCCUGGCAUUGGUUGACAGGCAUCUGACGGUGGAGGAGGCCGUCCUUCUGUCCAGACUCGAGGAGGAGUACCAGAUUGAGCGAUGGGGCAGUGUCGAGUGGUGUCACGACUACGACAUGUACGAGCUCCGGGCACGGACGGCCGCCGGGGCGCUGUUCGUUCAGCUCUCGUCAGAAAUGUCCAGUGUCAAACGCAAACUGAUGCAGGACUGCUGAUGACUUAGAUUUUUUUGCAAAACCUCCAAUGUACACGGCAAUGCUUUAUGGUUGUGUUUUUUCCCCCGGUGUGGCUAACAUCUAGUCUGUUAUUCUCAUCCGUAACUUAUUCUGAAGAGAGGUUUUGAACCCCACCCGAUAACCCUGAAUAUAUUCUCUGCAGCAUUCUUUAACAGUGUUACAUUCAGCAGUUGUCAACCAUCUUCGUUAACAAUUGUGUAGAAGGACUGAAUUACUACCAUAUGUAUGCAAGUCAGGUGAGCUAGGUAUUGCUAUUGAUAAUUAUUUUCUAUCCUAGUUAUUUUCAUUCUCAUUUUAUAGCAAAUGAAUUUGAUAGGCUGCGAUGUAAAAUGUGAAGUUUACUCAAAUACCGUUUUCUUUUCUUUUUGAAAAAGAUUUGGAUUGCUGCCAUAUUGGAAAAGUCCCUCUUUAUCAAAUGUAUCAUUCUUAAUUUCUUGUACAAAUCUGCGAUCCUCUCUAUAAAUACAAACUUCUCCACAAA